Molecule: messenger RNA, 1257 nt
Organism: Guillardia theta CCMP2712
Lineage: Eukaryota; Cryptophyceae; Pyrenomonadales; Geminigeraceae
Exons: 3
Coding region: 1-1257 (418 amino acids)
Molecular function (GO): RNA binding
Source: RefSeq, a predicted model, not a curated record
AUGAUAGGAGGAAAACGUCCUAGAACGAGCAUCCAGGAUGAUGCUUCAGUGAACAAGCAUCUGGAUAUGGACACCAAGAAAUACCUGGAGGAGCUCGAGUAUGAGCUUGAGAGGCACAGAUCCAAGAACGAAGCAGAGCGUCUUCCUCAUAGCGAGCGCCUGCUCCUCGACGAGAUUGACCGCGUCAGACAACACCUGGACGCUUCCCCCGAGGUGCCGCCAUGGACCGCACAUGAGGGGGAAGGGAUAAGCUCAGUGCUGGAAUCAGAGGAGGAGAUCAGUGCAGGGGAUGUCAGAGCCAUCCUCAAGGUGUUUGUCCCGGAGGAAUGCUACGGCACAACCUUCCAUGGAGAUGUCCGGGGAGGGACGAGUAGGGGGAGGCUCCUGGGGCCUUCUGGCCAGACGAUCCGAUGGUUGCAGCAGGAGUCCGGCUGUAAGAUCCAGUUGAAGGGCAAGAACAGCCUGAAGCUGAGGGAUGGGCAGACUUGGGAGAGCCUGGCCGAAGAUCCGCAACACGCGCACGUGCUAGAGGACUUCCAUGUGUGGAUACAGUAUGAGGGUCCGAGGGAACGGAUGGCCGCGACCUUCUCCAAGGUGCUGCUGCUGGUCAAGAAGAUCAUCCAUGGCGAGAUCGUCCAGCCGCCAAGCAUGGGGAUGUCGGGGAGCAUAGGGAUGUCGGGGAGCAUGGGGAUGGCGCUCCAUGAGCCGCAGAUGAAGGGCAGCUCGAUGUCGUCAGGGUACAACGACUACUCCGCAGGAGGGAUGGGCCCCGGAAGCCCCCCAAUGUUCAACACGCAGGUCGUACACAACCGAGAGUUUGGGUCCUUGUGCCGCACGAGCAUCAAGAUUUUCAUUCCGCAGAAGACUCCGAUGGGCUGUAGCAGGGGGAAGCUGCUCGGAACGAGGGGGUCGAUGCUCAAGCAGCUCAUGCACGAGACAGGGUGUCACCUUGCCUUGCGAGGGCGAGGAAGCAUGAAGGAGGAUAGAGACGGCGACGCCAAGGGUGCGAACUCCGAGGGCGAGCUGCACGUACUUGCCGACUACGAGGGCCCGAUCGCAGCGAGGGACGGAGCCUUGCAGAACGUCGUCAGCCUUGUGAGAGCGGUUUUGACACCCGCAAACGACCUGAUGACCGGGAUGUUCGGCGGGAACCCGUCAGUGAGGUCAAGCAUGAGCUCUGGUCCGAUGCAACAGUUUUCAGGGAUGCAGAUGCCGUUUUUUGACCAAGGGUACGAUGUGUUCAUGUCCCGGUUCUGA